Molecule: messenger RNA, 417 nt
Organism: Thermothielavioides terrestris NRRL 8126
Lineage: Eukaryota; Fungi; Ascomycota; Sordariomycetes; Sordariales; Chaetomiaceae
Exons: 2
Molecular function (GO): nucleic acid binding
Source: RefSeq, a predicted model, not a curated record
UUCCUUGUCGAGGCUUACAACAAUCUUAUAGGAUAUAUCAAAGCUAAGAUCCUACUGAAUAAGUCCUCUAAGUCCGUUAAGUCCUUUAUCUUGCAAUACAUCCUUUUUGUAGUUGUCAAUAGAGGCUCUAAGUUCAAGGGCGAAGUUAAAGAGAUCCUUUGCAAAUUAGAUAUUAAGAGAGUUAUUAUCUCACUAUAUAAUUUGUAUACAAAUAGUGUAAAUAAGGCUAGCUAUAUCCCAAUUGCCAUCUUGUUUACAAAGAUAACUAAUAGUAUAGGAAAGAGGUGGAGGGAGCUCCUUCUAUAUAUUUUAUAUAUAGAUUAUACAACUAUUAAAGGCUCUUAUAAGAUAUCUCCCUUCUUUCUUAUCUACAAUUAUAAGCCUAUUAGUCUAGUUGAGUUUAAUGUUCCUAUAUAG